UCUUAAAUUAAACAAUAUGGCGACGUAUAAAUGUUCUUCUUUAAUCAAUGUGAAAGAAUUCAAAGAAAAUGUUUUGUCGACUGUUUGUUUGGACGAAAUUCAGAAUACGCGUGACAAAAAGCGCAUGUUGAAAGAAUUAGAUUUAGGUCAGGAAACGCUUACAGAACUUUCCGAAGUUUGUAGUCCCAUAAAUCUCAAGAGAUCCCCUAAAGGGUCCCCGACAUUGGAUGUCGAGCACAAAAGAAAAGAGGAACUUUCUUCUGCAACUGAACUGGCAUCACUUAGAUUGUUGCCGUACAAUGAUAAAAUGACUUCGUAUAAAAUGUUUCUACCGAAGAACUAUCUUGUAUAUUCUGAAGAAUUGAAAAAUGUUAAACCUGGCGGCAACGACUUAUCUUGUCAGCCUGAAGUUGUACUCUCGGUUGCAUUGUUCCAUCCGGUUUCGUGUCGUAAGGUUCAGGAAUUCCUUGUGUUAGGAAGACAAAAACUGACUGAAUUACGCGAUAAAAUAUACUGUCCUGCCGACACCAUUGUUGUUGGUGAACAUAGCGAAAAUCCUGAAUUCGCAGCUGCUGCUUCAAACAAGGAUGUUUGUCCGUCAGCGUUCAUUUUUAUAGAGGGAGUGUUCUACAAUGACAUGAGAAAAGACUUAUGUCGCGACUAUAGCACACUAAUCAUGGAUUGGAUUAAGAGCCAUAAAAACGAAGAAGCUCGAUACGGAGUGUGUACCUCUAAAAAAAUGGAAGAGUCCUCUUUUGAGGAUUUAUCCAUCAAACUUGGCUAUCCAUAUGUGUACAUGCAUCAAGGGAAUUGUGAGCAUUUGCUUAUCUUUCGUGACCUAAGGAUGCUGCAUGCUGACGAUCCGCAGAGUACUUCUUUCUAUCCAUUUCAAAUCUUCAGACCUCGUCCAAUGAGGCGCACGUGCAUGGUGUGCGCUGUGAAUUGCGCAAGGUGGCUUACUCGUUAUGAUUUAUUGAUGAGUGAAGAUCCAAGUUUAUUCUGUGAAAAAUGCUUUAAGGCAUUGCAUUAUAAGGGUAACGAUAAAGCCUACCCGUUCAGCGCCUACCAAUACUGCGGUGUCUACUAUUGGUGAGAUCCGUUUAGCGAGAGUCGCAUGGUGAUGUCGAUAUGGGAGAGGAUCUGGUAAAAUUUUCUUCAUGGCGUAUACGUAUAUGCUUUCCAGUUGGAAAGCAUAUAUGUACUAAAUGUUGAAGCCAUCUAAUUGAAGGUUUCUAAGCGGUGUUGGAUGAAGAGCGUUGUUCAGCGAUUACUUCAAAAUGAUGCUGGUGUUACAAUGCUUGAGAAUGUAUGAUAACACAAGGAGGUUUUUUUCUUAGUUGCCACUCUUGUGCAUUUUCCACACAUUUGGAAGCAAUUUUGGGCAUUGAUAACAUCUUUCAAACUCUACGACGAUUUUUGCCUUUGAGGCUAUUGAUGUGGGCGUUUUACUUUUUAAAGUAACUUGCCCCCGCUUGCCUCUUUUCUAACGUUGAUCGCAUCGAACUUUUUGUGCUUUCCUUCGUGUUGUUCAUGUUUAAUGAACCCUAAUAAUAGACAGACUAUUUGGGGCUCGUAAUCACGUAGCAUGGCUUUGCGUGAUGCAAUACUUAAUGAAAUUUUUGCAACAUCUUUAUAUGAGCAAAAUAAAAAAUAAGAUAGAUA
Molecule: messenger RNA, 1662 nt
Organism: Xenia sp. Carnegie-2017
Lineage: Eukaryota; Metazoa; Cnidaria; Anthozoa; Malacalcyonacea; Xeniidae
Product: snRNA-activating protein complex subunit 3-like
Exons: 11
Coding region: 17-1093 (358 amino acids)
Biological process (GO): snRNA transcription by RNA polymerase II; snRNA transcription by RNA polymerase III
Cellular component (GO): snRNA-activating protein complex
Molecular function (GO): core promoter sequence-specific DNA binding; RNA polymerase III type 3 promoter sequence-specific DNA binding; RNA polymerase II cis-regulatory region sequence-specific DNA binding
Source: RefSeq, a predicted model, not a curated record